Molecule: messenger RNA, 1549 nt
Organism: Poeciliopsis prolifica (blackstripe livebearer)
Lineage: Eukaryota; Metazoa; Chordata; Actinopteri; Cyprinodontiformes; Poeciliidae
Gene: ybx1
Product: Y box binding protein 1
Exons: 8
Coding region: 170-1144 (324 amino acids)
Biological process (GO): regulation of gene expression
Cellular component (GO): nucleus
Molecular function (GO): nucleic acid binding
Source: RefSeq, a predicted model, not a curated record
CACAUCUACACGUUCUGCCCAGUUCGAUCGGCAACGGGAGCGGAAAGAGGAAAGCUGAGAGCCCGAAGGCAGUAAGCCCCCACCACCGCCGGCCCAGGUUACCAUCUAGCACCGGGAAAAAUAGCAGAGAGCCGCCGCCGGCUGAAGCCAUUACCAACGAGUAGUAAGCAUGAGCAGCGAGGCCGAGACACAACAACAACCUCCGCAGCCUGCUGCGGAUGCGGAGAGCCCAUCCAGUCCGGCAGCCGCAGCUUCAGCGGGGGAUAAGAAGGUCAUCGCAACAAAAGUCUUGGGUACCGUCAAAUGGUUCAACGUCAGGAAUGGAUAUGGUUUCAUCAAUAGGAACGAUACAAAGGAGGAUGUCUUUGUACACCAGACGGCCAUUAAGAAGAACAACCCAAGGAAAUAUCUCCGCAGUGUGGGAGAUGGAGAAACUGUGGAAUUUGACGUAGUCGAGGGAGAGAAGGGAGCAGAGGCAGCUAACGUCACUGGCCCAGGAGGUGUCGCAGUCCAGGGAAGCAAGUACGCUGCGGACCGGAACCGCUAUCGGCGCUAUCCACGAAGGAGGGGCCCUCCACGCGGCGGAGACUACCCAGAGAACUACCAGAGCGACGAAGGCGAGCCCGGCAACGGAGGACGCGACAAGAGCAGAGAGGGGGGAGAGAACGCCCCCGAAGGAGACUCGCAGCAACAGCAGCGCAGACCAGGUUACCCUGGCAGACGGCGCUACCCGCCAUACUUUGUACGUAGACGCUACGGCCGUCGGCCCCCGUACACCAACGCACCACGCGGAGAGAUGACUGAGGGAGGUGAGGGUGACGAAGGCCAGGGAGGUCCAGACCAGGGCAACAAACCAGUGAGGCAGAACUACUACAGAGGCUUCCGACCAAGGUUCAGACCAAGGGGUCCCCCCCGUCCCAGACCGGUGCGGGACAGCGAGGAGGACAAGGAGAAUCAGGGCGGCGAAGGAGGCCAGAAUCAGCAGCCCCGCCAGCGGCGCUACCGUCGUAACUACAACUACCGCCGCAGACGCCAACAGACCGGUGGCAAACCCGGCCAGGAAAACAAAGAGGCCAAGACAGGAGGUGACCCAUCUGCAGAGAAAACGUCCGCUCCCGAGGCCCAGCAGGGUGGGGCUGAGUAGGAAACAACCUGCACACCGGCACCUACCAUCUUGUACCAUCGUCCGGUUUUUCGUUUGUCAACAAGAAGAAACAUCAACCAAGAUCUGAGCAAUAAAGAUUUGACUCUAAGACCGUCACAAGCUUGCACCAUGCAUUUGACCAGAUUACCACUGAUUGCCUGCAGAAUCUAUGCAGACUUGUGUUUUCUUUUCCCAUUAUUUUUAUGUGACAGCUACAAAACAUUUUGGGGAAACAACAAAUGUUUUUCUAAAUCUGUCCUAAGUUUUUACACCAAAUGGUUUUUAAAGAUGAAAAAAAAAAUGAAAUUUGAUAUCUGGUCAGUUUGACAUUUUUAAAUAACUUUUUAUGUAUUCAGACAUUUUAACAAAAUGCAAGCUCAAAUAAAUCUUCAGAAACCAGGAAAA